Molecule: messenger RNA, 602 nt
Organism: Cylicostephanus goldi
Lineage: Eukaryota; Metazoa; Nematoda; Chromadorea; Rhabditida; Strongylidae
Source: the annotation of a GenBank genome assembly
AUGUAUGGUCAAAGGGCCUUAGGGAAGAAUGUGAUGGAUAUUCGACAGCACAAUUGCAGAGCCAAAAAUGAUAUUGAAGUCGGAGACAACAUGAUGAUCAUGAACAUCGCACCAAGCGCAUUUUUUACCAACUGCGCCGAGCUUAUUGCUGGUGACCGCAUAACGAAAAUCAACGGUACGCCCGUGAAGACAAAGGCCGAAGCAGUCGCUGCGCUAAAGGGCUGUGUGGGAAACGAUGUCAAGCUUGAGUUGUUACGGCGUCAAUUCACUAGCCCAGUAACGGCAGAACGAGCCAAGAAAAUAGGUUUAACACGUCUGGAUGGAUUUACUUACUUCAUGCUCACUUGUACAAAAGAUUCAACUGACCCUGUCUCAUCGUUCGGUUUCACACUCAAGCUACUCAAGAAUAGAGCACACGUCAUUGCGUUGGACCCCAAAGGAAUAGCGUCGAUUUAUUUUUGCAUUGGCGAUGCAUUAUUGGAUCUUGAUGGCACACCAAUCCCAUUUAAUGAUAUCGAGUUCGUACGAGGUUACACGCAAAAAUUCAACAAGUUAGUUUUUCGUUUUUUAUUGAGAUAUACGCAAUUUUACAUAUCAUAAAU